Hirundo rustica (Barn swallow) is the source of this 1062-nucleotide messenger RNA. It is a transcript of the gene OTOR, whose product is annotated as otoraplin. The transcript has 3 exons. Gene Ontology annotation, molecular function: protein binding. Gene Ontology annotation, biological process: cartilage condensation. NCBI's taxonomy places the organism in Eukaryota, Metazoa, Chordata, Aves, Passeriformes, Hirundinidae. Bases 45 to 485 code for a protein of 146 amino acids. The record is from RefSeq and is a predicted model, not a curated record.
UGCCGGACCUGGCACGCACCCAGCAAGUCCUGCAGCGAAGAGAAAUGACACUAAGUGUUUAUUUGAUGGUUCUACUUUUGUGUCUCAGAUUAAUGUGUCCUCUGGCAACUGGAAUUUUUAUGGAUAAACUCACCAGCAAGAAGCUGUGUACUGAUGACAACUGUGUCUACACCAAUUCCCUUUCCAGAGCAGAAGAGGGUUGUAAUGCUUCAGACUGCAGAUUCAUUAAUAUUAAGAAGGGCCAGCUGACUUAUGUUUACUCAAAACUAAUGAAUGAAAAAGACUCUGGAGAAUUCUGGGCUGCAAUUUAUGGAGAACAGUAUGAAGACCAUAUGGGGACAGCUGGUUAUUUCCCUAGCAGUUCAGUGUCAGAACAACGUGUCUAUCAAGAAGCAAAUAAGACUGUUCCUACAAGGGUAAGGAAUUUACAAAAGCCCAGCUGGCCACAGAAUUACUCUUGGUUAUGUAAUGGUAAUUUGCUGUAAAAUUAAAUCAUUAUUGUGGCAGUUGAUUGUAGCAUAUCACAGAUGCCUAGGCAAAUAUACAGGCAAAUUACCUCAAUAAAAUCCCUAAGAUAACCUCUGAUACAGCAGACAUCAUAAAUGUUGCAAUAAAAGCUUGAUCCUUUUUAUCUGAAUAGCAUUCCUUUAAGGUCACGUAAGUUUUACCCAAAGCUUUCUUUUUUUUAGAUAUCACAGCCUGGAUAUUGUGCUGCAGACUUGGGUAAUGUGUACUAGUGCUCCUUCUAUUAAUUGUAUAUAUAGAUGGAUACUGUCAUAGAGAACUUGUGAUUACUGUGAGACCAUGCUUGCUUUCUCAUUACAAAGCUAAUGGUGCAUCAAAACAACAACAACAAAAAAAGAGUUAAAAGGGUUUUGGGAACACAUUAGUAUUCUGUGAGUAAGUAGGCUGCAUUGCUGAAAGAAUGGUUGUCCCUGAUAAUGCACAAUAGUGCAUUUUACUCCAAAACCAUCAUAUUUUUACUAAAUAACUGAAACACUUCACAGAGGAGUGGAAGAGGACGGUCCUUUCUCAGAGGCCAGCAUGGUUUGACUUACAGCU